AUGCGUCGUUCCGAAUUCAGUCCUCACAGCGCUCGGCCUGUAUCCGAGAUACUUAGACCGGGAAGCUACGCAUCACCAGAAGCCGAAACCUUGAAUAGUCGAUACGAAGAUCUGCAACAAUAUGAAAAGAAUCUCGAAAGCAUUGCUUCUGCCAACUUGAAUCAGAGUUUCAAGGAAGAACUGCAGCAUGUGGAUCAAUGGUUUCGUUAUUUAUCAGACGCUGAAAAGACGGCUACCGUUUACACGUUGUUGCAACACUCGUCCCAAAUACAGCUCCGUUUCUUUCGCAGCGUAUUACAGCAGCUGAUCCAGCCUGACAUCAUGAAAGAGCCCGUGGAUCAGAUGGAUCUCCCUAAUCAUUUAGCUCAUCUUGGCUUGCGAGACAGCCCUCAUGUCCCAUCGCCACUCGCGUACGCUGAACGAUCGGCCAAAACAGCUCUUCACGAUCGAACGAUGGGCCGUCAUUCGCUUGCGGUCACUGACAUGGAGGAUCGUGACGCAUUAUUCAAGCCUCUCAUAGGAACCGAUCGACUGGAUCAAACGGUUCCAUCGACUUUGGCCAGCGUAUCUUCCGGUGCCACCGCACCUUCAUCGUCGAUUGCGGGCACCACAUCAAACUAUACUGGCAAUAGUUUACUGAAUGACGCUUCCCCCGUGAGUCGUGCACGAAUGUUUCGUGCGCCUGAUUUAAGAGCGGACAUGGGAUCUUCGUUUGGUUCAAGACCUCGAUCUGUGAUUGAGGGCAAUUUAUCCAACUUCAUGUCCAGCAAUUGGAUGACACCGUCUAGAUCUAGCGUGGGAAAUAUUGGCGAUCGUAAACCGGACGAACGACCCAAAUCGGCCGACAUUUCAUCUUGGGCAAUCACGGGAGGGCUGGAUCCCUUGGAUACAUCACGCACUGGCAACGGAUUUCAAUCACCCUGGCGGUUUUCUUCCAACCUUCAAUUUGCGGAUUCCGAGAUCGAUUUUAGUACUUGGCAAGGCACACAGCCCAUUCGACGACAACGACAUCGAUCCAAUAUCCCAGGUACGGUGCCGGAAACCGAGGAACAGCAUCAACGGCAAGCUACGCAAGGCAUGGCGUCUUUCAGUAAUGUUCCAGAGAGCUCCGCCACUGGAUCCACUGCACGCCAGCACAUGGUCUCCCCCAGCUUUGAUCGAGGCUUUGGCACGUUUCUGAAUCCUGCGGAUGCUCGCAACGAUGGAGAGCAAGACUCGUUAAGUGAUCACAGCAAUACGUCUCAUGGGUAUCUGUCAUCUGGCGGUAAACCCUCUUCGCGUGAAAAACAACAUAUGGAAGAAGUGGAUAUGGAAAUAUUAAAAGAUGUGCCAAUGUGGUUUCGCAGUCUUCGGUUGCACAAAUAUACCAGCAUUUUUGAGUCAAUGAAAUGGCAAGACAUUAUCAAAUUGACCGACGAGGACUUGCUGGCCAAAGGCGUCGCCGCCUUGGGUGCUCGACGAAAAAUGCUCAAAAUCUUUGAUACAAUCAAAGUGCACUGUGAUGCGAAUCAUAUCGAUUAUUGA
Messenger RNA from Radiomyces spectabilis, 1524 nucleotides. RefSeq lists its product as uncharacterized. Gene Ontology annotation, biological process: nuclear-transcribed mRNA poly(A) tail shortening. The coding region runs from base 1 to 1524 and encodes 507 amino acids. NCBI's taxonomy places the organism in Eukaryota, Fungi, Mucoromycota, Mucoromycetes, Mucorales, Radiomycetaceae. The record is from RefSeq and is a predicted model, not a curated record. Gene Ontology annotation, molecular function: mRNA binding; translation repressor activity; protein binding. The transcript is spliced from 6 exons. Gene Ontology annotation, cellular component: P-body.